Molecule: messenger RNA, 2065 nt
Organism: Durio zibethinus
Lineage: Eukaryota; Viridiplantae; Streptophyta; Magnoliopsida; Malvales; Malvaceae
Source: RefSeq, a predicted model, not a curated record
AAAUUUAGAAUGAAUAUGAUCAGUAAAACUACUUUUUCCUUGACUAGAGAAAAGGAGACUGCAAGUUGUCCCGUUUGGCAUUGCCUAUAAAUUACUUGGCUCUAGCUUGUUGUGACUUGUGCAGUUGUUUGAACUUGGAAGAGAAAUUAUUAUUGUCUUGGCUACUUUCUUCACACUGGUGCAUAGAAUUCUCUCAUCCCAAGUAGUAAUCUUCAUUGGGUAUUUUCUAAGGCCUCGUACGAUCAUUCCUUGGACUGUCUUACACUCGAACCUUAAUUUCCUCAAGUUGCUGCAUAGACUAAAAGGUAAGGGUUCCCAAAUAACAAUUAUUUGCUCGUUCAUUUAUUGUUGUUCAAAUUUUAUACUGUAAAAAUCAAGGUAAAUUGAAAUGAGAGGAAAGAUUUAGUUUUUAACUUUUUACUUGAAAUGUUGCUGUUUCCUGACAGGUUAACCAUGAUGAGAGUUUCCCUGUCUAUGUGCAAACAAACAGUGUCUUUACUGAACAUUCCUUCUGGGGUGCUGAAAUCGGACUUCUUUAGUCCUAGGCGGCAAAAAGAAAAAGUUGUGAUCCUAAUGGGAGCAACGGGAACCGGCAAGUCAAGACUCUCCAUUGACCUUGCGACCCGAUUUCCAGCAGAAAUAAUAAAUUCAGAUAAAAUACAAGUACAUGCGGGACUGGACAUAACCACCAACAAAAUUACCGAGGAAGAGCGGUGUGGAAUUCCACACCAUUUGUUAGGUGUAAUAAAUCCCAAUGCAGAUUUUACUGCAACAAAUUUCAUUGACAUGGCUUCACAUGCCAUGGCUUCAAUUUUGUCCCGCAGCCAGCUUCCAAUUAUAGCUGGAGGCUCAAAUUCGUAUAUUGAGGCCUUAGUUGAUGACAAAGACUUUAGAUUUCGAUCAAAAUAUGAAUGUUGUUUUCUUUGGGUGGAUGUAGCAAUGCCAGUACUCCAUCAGUAUGUAUCAGAACGAGUAGAUAAGAUGGUUGAAAAUGGAAUGGUUGAUGAGGUAAGGAGUUUUUUUUAUUCCAAUGCAAAUUAUGGACGGGGGAUUAGGAAAGCCAUUGGAGUUCCUGAAUUUGAUCGGUACUUCAAAGCUGAACCAUUUUUGGACGAACAAGACCGUGCAAAACUGCUACAAGAAGCAAUACAAGAAAUCAAAAGAAAUACGUGCAAAUUAGCUUGUCGCCAAUUGGAGAAGAUUCACCGGUUGAGGAAUAAAAAGAAUUGGAAGAUACACAGGCUCGAUGCCAGUGAAGUUUUUCGCAGGCGUGGCAAAGAAGCUGAUAAAGCAUGGGAAGAGCUUGUAGCUGGUCCAGGCACAGAGAUAGUGGCAGAAUUUCUGUACAAUAUCAGCUCUGAGGCCCUGGUCACUAAUCCUGCCAUUAGAGUGCCCUGUGUGGCGUAGUGCUGUAAAAUCAUAUCUCACCCAGGAAUAACUAGUGAAGUGAUACAUUUCAAUGUUAAAAUAAUGGAGAUAUGCUACUUAAUGGAAGUCAGUUUUGGAAAAAGAUACUUAGAUUUCGUGGCCCUUGCCAUUUAAUGAUAAGAAAGCAUUUUUUUUUCCUUUUUGGUGUUUCAUCACUCAUCAGUCUUGAGAUACCCUUUUUUCUGAUAUAUCAGAAAGUAAUGUAGGACACCUUUUUCUUGCCACUUGAACAGCAAAAACCAAAUCAAGUGAUAUAACUGUUUAAACUGCUUACUGGAAUUGUAAAUUGUAAUACAGAUUUUUGGAGAAGGGACCCAUGUAAAUGUAAGUUCAUUUGUUUUUAUUUUCAUUUGGCAAGAAAUGUUAAUGCAAGUUCAUCGUUGACAGAGUUAGAACAUUUUUAUCAGAAAACAAAUCACUGAAACAGCUUUUUAGAACACUCCUAACAGUACAACAGCAGCAAAAGAACUGAAAUACGUGUACUUGAUUAGUGGCUGUACAGUUGGAAAGCAACUCAGAAACCAUUGCUUGCUCGCUGAUUUGUAAUUUUUAGUGGGGGCGUUGGGCUGUUGGAAGCACACGCCUGCUGCUUAUGCCCAAUGGCUAGCUGGUGGUACCUGGUAGCUGCUCAAGAUUC